This is a messenger RNA of Strongylocentrotus purpuratus (purple sea urchin), 2442 nucleotides long. It is a transcript of the gene ift43, whose product is annotated as intraflagellar transport protein 43 homolog. Lineage: Eukaryota; Metazoa; Echinodermata; Echinoidea; Camarodonta; Strongylocentrotidae. The transcript is spliced from 6 exons. Gene Ontology annotation, biological process: intraciliary retrograde transport. The coding region runs from base 330 to 938 and encodes 202 amino acids. The record is from RefSeq and is a predicted model, not a curated record. Gene Ontology annotation, cellular component: cilium; intraciliary transport particle A.
AGAUCACAACAAGCAGUUCUUGGCAACACAAUGAGCGAACAGCCAGACAGCAGAAGAAUUCAACACUAUAGAGCUUCUUAAUAAUUCUUUAAAAAUAAAAGGAGGAUGUCUUAUCAUGAUCGCAGUAACCAGUCUAGUUGAAGUGUUUGCCUUUCUUCUUUGCUAAGCCUUAUCAGGGUGAUUUAAUGUGUGUGUGUGUGUCGGUGCAACUGCACUGGAUUUGCUAGAUAACAAGUACAUGUAUAUCGAGCUUCAUUUUUACCGUUGCCUUGGUUCGGGGAAGCUGUUUUCUGGACUGAAUGCUCUAGCUGUUGCGGUGGAGAAAUGGAAUGAUUUCAGCAUGUGGCCUGGAUUGGAGGCUGGUGUUGUUCCUUUACAUAAUGGCAUCAAUCGACUUCUUCUUUCAGAAAGAAUUUGCCAAACUCGUCAUGAAAAGCGGUGCAUCUCAAGAUGGUCCAGUCCGCCCCCCUAGGAGGCAGAUGGGAUGGGGUGACGACGCCCCCAAACCUGCAAGAAGCCGUGGAAACGUUGAUCAAUUGGAAGCAUUUUCAGCAAAUGAUAGAGUAGAACAGGAAAGCAGAUCCAAGGCGCAUGAUUCCGAUGAUGACAUGCCGGUCAUCCCAGACCUUGAUGAUGUCCAGGAGGAGGAUAUGGCCACUCAGAUAGCCGCCCCACCCAGUGUACCGGUCAACAGGGUCAUCACCUACAGAGAGCUGGACAAUGAUCUUCUCAAACACUCACAGCUACUCACACUGGACAAUGAGAUAGAUCUGAAGCUCCUGAGCAAAGCCUUAUCGGCUGAAUCUGAAGUGAUGGAAGAAGACAAACCGUGGGACUGGGACCAUCUCUUCACAGAGGUCUCAUCCGAGCUUCAGACAGAAUGGGACCAAACAAUCUCCACGCAGAAAUCAGACACAAGUAUAGUGAGCAAGUCGUAGGGCUCAGUCAAGACUGACCAACAACUCCAAGUAUUCAGUGUGGCAGGCGUAGCUGAGGAUGGCUGUCGGCUCCAGGAAAGCACCCAUUUUUUUUAUCAUUAUCUCCCCCGUCCCCCCUCAAACUCACAAUUUUCUUUCUUAAUGAAAGAUAUUAUUCAGACUUCUGGUUCCCAUGGAAUAACAUUGAUCACCAUGCUAAUCGACAGGGCUUGUCCAUCCAUUGAGCAGGAAAUCAUUCAAAUUACUUUACAAUCAAUGAUCCUGAUUCAUAAAAAUUGCUAUCGAUAACAAGUUACAUUAACUGUUAGAAGCUACUGAAAUUGUGGCAUUUGAUUGGCCGAGAGCAAAUUUGUCAUAGAAAUUUAGCAUAAAAAAAAACAAGUUUUAUGAAUCAGGGCCCAGUUCAUACGCUAGCUUCUGUCUUGUCAAGGAAAUAUUUUUGUUCAUACUGAUUCAGAGAAUGAUGUUGGAAGUAAUUUCUCUAUACAUUGCCAAAUUUUAAAUUCUCAUUACAGAUAUUUUUAUUAUUUCUAUAUGACAUGUAGCUGUGCUUUCAUGUUUAUCCAUAGAUUUUUUUCUUCUUUAGGAAAUGCAAUUCCGCUCGCUUUUCUGUCUUUAUAAUUGUUUUUUUCAGUAGCUGUCUAAUAACAGAUUACAGUUGACACAAACAUGAGGGCAUAUUGGUUCAGACAAUUAAGCUUAUGUCAUGUCAUUUGCUCUACCACUGGCAGAUCAUAUCUGUUUUUGUUGUUGCAAGAGUUGGUCAUUUGCUGUGUGCAUCGUUGAUUCACAAGUUUUCAUUUAAACUGUAUGGACAGAUCUACAUCUGAAUUUACCUCAUCAGAUGUAUAGAGGUACCAUGUAUCUGUAUAAAUAUACAAGAAAACUGCAUUAUCAUUGACUAUUAAGAUGGCUACAAACAUUCCAUUUCUUGAUAGGUUCCUGGUAUUUAUUCUUCUACAGGGCUACAUUUAAGGCAUGUUCAUAAUUGUGCAAAGUACAUCAUAGAGAAGAUGAUAGAAGCUAUGAACAGGAAUUCUCCCUUGAAUUUAGGAACUCGAAAAUAGGGAACUGACUUUCUUGAAUAAUGAAAAAGUUUUAAAUUCCAAUUGAACUCUGGAUGAGUAAUCCAUUAGUUUUUUUCCUUCAUAUUAUUCAUAGAUCAAGAUUAUUUUGUUAAUUUGUCAUUAAAAAGGUAGGACUAAGAUUGUAUAUGAAUACUUUGUGGGUAUAUUGCUUAUCCAUACCUACUUUUUUUGCAAAAGUUCUCAAGAGAUUAAUACUGAGGCAUAGAAGAAAUAUAUUUUAUAUAUUAUGAUGAAGUUAAAACUUCUUUUGGCUUAUCUGAGAAAGGGGAGAGAAGAAACAAGACAUAAUUUGAUGGUAUUCAAAUAAGUGUAAAUAUCGUGUGUAGUAUUUCAACCUAUGUAUAUAUGUGUAUAUUUCAAAUUUCUUAUUUAAUGUACAAUUGUGUGACAGAAAUAAAAAAUGUCUUAGUUAUGUA